AAAAGGAAAUGAGGUAGCCAGAGAGCCAAAUUCCUCUUCGUGGAAGUAGUUGAGAACCAAAUUUAUGGUACGGUUGAUGGCUUUAUGUUCCAAGAACGUUAAACGGGCUGCAAAGAAGCUGAAAGCCUUCCUGAGUGACAUCGCCGCGAAGUCACCGAGGUUCCAUUUACCGACCAAGUCGACGCUCAGGACGAUGAAGCCGAAGAAGCUGCUGAAAACCAUCAGCAACAAGGUGAUCAUGUUUACGCACAGGAAGAAGAAGGGCGAGAGCGACGAAGAGGAGGAGUUCGGGGACAGUGGGGUAUGGGCCUUUGGAAGAGGGAGAUCAUGAUGGGGGACAAAUGUCAGUCGUUGGAUUUCUCCAA
Messenger RNA from Rubroshorea leprosula, 365 nucleotides. Lineage: Eukaryota; Viridiplantae; Streptophyta; Magnoliopsida; Malvales; Dipterocarpaceae. The record is from the annotation of a GenBank genome assembly.